This is a messenger RNA of Oncorhynchus nerka (sockeye salmon), 1030 nucleotides long. RefSeq names its product urotensin-related peptide 1 (gene urp1). The record is from RefSeq and is a predicted model, not a curated record. The coding region runs from base 416 to 829 and encodes 137 amino acids. The transcript has 5 exons. Gene Ontology annotation, cellular component: extracellular region. Gene Ontology annotation, biological process: regulation of blood pressure; blood vessel diameter maintenance. Gene Ontology annotation, molecular function: hormone activity. NCBI's taxonomy places the organism in Eukaryota, Metazoa, Chordata, Actinopteri, Salmoniformes, Salmonidae.
ACUACAAGGGUAAGAGAAGAAAAGAAGAAAAGAAACAGUCUGUGCGUAGAAGGGGCUGUGAUUAGAACAGUGAAUCAUGUUGUCUGUGAUGGGAUGAACAACCCAUUAGAACAAGAAAAUGGUGUUAGUCAGACAUAUAGAAUCUGAGGAUGCUGACUGGCCUCUGAUUGCUAUUGGAGAGUAAACAUUUGUUAGGGCCCUCUGAACAAGCAGAGAUAGGCCCUAGAUACAUUGACAGAAUCCCCGAAUUGUGUCUAUGACGAUGGGGCCAUUACAUCAAAACCAUUUAGACUGAGACUGGGUGACAUGAUAAUGUAUUGAUCCCGUCAUGAUGGAUGGUUGAGGAAGAUAUAAAAGUGAAGUUCCCAGUCAGGGUAAGAUAGUACAGUCCAGAGCCACCUAAGCUAUUGUCAUCAUGCUGUCCUUAGCACUGUUCUACAUUUUGGCUGUUAUUUGCUCUGCCAGACGGACGCAUGCUCUACCACUGUAUCCAGACACAAGCUUGGAACCUCAAGAAGAGCUGAUCCAGAAGUUGGUGGCAGAGGUGGAGGAUGGAGAGAACGCUGAGCUGACUGACCAGAGAGAGGUGAAGAAUCUCUACCCUCUCCUGAUGCAGCGCAGUGGCGCCAGGGGUACAUGGAAUAAAGCAGGAGCUAAAGAUUCUGUGCAGCAGGAUAAAUUUGUCAACAUGGUUGAUGAUCUGAAGGCGGUGGUGUUGAAGCUCGCUGCAGCCGACAAGCUUCGCUCUCAGGGCUUCCUUCGGUCUGAGCAGAAUUUACCGAAAACCAACAAGAGAGCUUGCUUCUGGAAAUACUGUGUGACAAACUAGAAGCUGUGUGCUGGAGGAGAAUAAGAUAAUUUUUGACGAUACCUGGACAAGAACACCUUCUCACCACCCUCACCCCAAGCUGUGUCCCUUAUUAAAUAUUCAAAUUACAGCCCCAAGACAAUGUUCAUACAUAGAAACCUAGAGUAAAUGAUUGGUAGGAAAUAUAUUUUUUAACCCAGUUGAAAAUGGCCUUGCAUUGAG